AUGUCUUCCUGCGUUUUCGCAAAGCCCCGGACGCCGCUCGAAAUCUACGGCCGAUCGUUGCCCAAUGAUGCAGACGCCGCUCCGAUGCUCUUCCCUAUGUACACCGUAGCUGCAGAUGUGCUGCUGAAGAUGACGAGGGUCGAGCCCCACGAGAGGUUGAAGGACAAAGGCGAGCUUGUCGUGUUCAGCGACGACUUGGGCCAAGCAGCAUUCGUCUCGCACCAGUGGCUUGCCAAGGAUCACCCGGAUCCUGAUUUCAAGCAGAUGCGUACCCUACAAAAUGCUUUGAAGCGCAUCCUUAACAGCUCUGGAUCGCUUUCCUUGGACUUCAUCACGGAAGCCUUGGUGCAAACGGCUAAGCCUCUUCCCAUGCGGGAAUUCCAGGUGCAGACGUUGUAUUUCUGGUACGAUUAUUUUUCAUGCCCACAGCCGGAAUGUCAAGGCAAAGCGUCCAACCAGAUGGAAUACCUCCACCAAGCUAAGGCAAUCAGCAGCAUACCGGGCUACAUAAGUGAGUGCCGCUUCUUCCUUGCGCUUUGUCCGGUGCUCGAGUGCCCCUUGCAGGGCAAGGUGCUAACAGCAGCGACAUGGAGCAGUAGGGGGUGGUGUCGCCUAGAACGAGCUGCGCGCGAGCUGUCGGCAAACAGCACCUGGGUUCUGAUUCAGAGCGAUGCCUCCAUAGAAGUUGUUGGAACAGCAUUGUCUUUUCCCAGCGGCAUAGUUGGGGAGGGCGACUUCGGCGUCGUGCAGGAUCGGCAGAAGCUUGCCCCGGUGAUGCGGCAAAUCCUGGCUAACAAAUUGCAUCAUUGCCUCCGAGUGGGCGACUUGGCCGGGUUCCGGCGCCACUUGAACCUCCAGAAGGUUCAUCUGCGAGGGCUUGUGAUCGAGCCGGUGACCGGCCUGCUGCCUAGCUGCGAGGCCCCUGGUGGUGAUGUAGUGGCGGAGUUCCUGCACCAGAACGGCUUCAGGAGGGUCCGUGAGGCCGACAAUGCAGGGUGGUGGCCUCUGCACUACGCAGCAUUGGCCGGCAAUGCAGAGUUACUGAAAGGGCUGCUGGAGAAGCGUGCCAGCGUGAACCGUCGCGCGUCGAAGGAUGAGCCGCUGCUGGGCUUUCCGCCUUGGGUGUCGGCUUUGGAUCUGGCGGUGUUCUACAAGCACCAGGAGGCCACACGGCUGCUUCUCGCGAUGAGAGCUCAAUUGCAGGGAGGAGUUUCGCCAGCCAUCAUCGGGGCGGCCACUUCGGACAAUGCGGAAGGUAUCCGGCUCCUGUGCGCAGCAGGUGCCAGGCCGCUGGCCACGAGUAUGAUUGGGUCCACUGUCUUGCAGUGUGCGGCAGGCAACGGAGCCGCAGCAGCUUUGGAGGAGCUGCUGGUGCAUGGUCGCCCAGGUUCGCUGGACCUUUCACGAGCACUCUUCGAUGCUGCUUUUUUUCGGGGUGGCUCAGCGGAGAUGGUGCGGCGUUUGAUUGGCCUUCGUGCCGACAUGGACUUUCAGAUGAAUGUGGCACGCGACUUCAAGGCAUUUGGUCGGCUGCUGUUUGCGGGGAAGUCCUUGCAGUACCGCCUCGGUCGGGCUACUGCUCUAUCGACUUUAGCCUAUCACUUGCAUGGUAGCACGCCUUUGAUGCAGGCCAUCCGGUCGGCUCAAUUCGAGGCGGCCGCGGCCCUGAUCGCCGCGGGUGCUAGGCUGGACCUCCGGAAUUCCAGGAAUUGGACCGCGGCGGACUUUGCCCGUGGUCAGUCGAUCCCGGCGUUUCUGCAGCUGGGCCUGGAGGGCGACCCAUCGGAGUGCCGAAAGGUGUCCUCGCUCGCAACUGGCGGUGGCUACGCUGAGGUUCCUUUCUGA
Molecule: messenger RNA, 1845 nt
Organism: Symbiodinium necroappetens
Lineage: Eukaryota; Dinophyceae; Suessiales; Symbiodiniaceae
Source: the annotation of a GenBank genome assembly